Messenger RNA from Danio rerio (zebrafish), 3450 nucleotides. The record is from RefSeq and is a predicted model, not a curated record. Lineage: Eukaryota; Metazoa; Chordata; Actinopteri; Cypriniformes; Danionidae.
UCUCAUUCUGCUUUCCUCCCACCCUCGCUCUGUUUUCCUCUCUCUUCCGCAGUUUCACACUUCCAGGCUUGCCUCUCGCAAGGCUACACGCACUGACGGCAGGAUGUCUGUUGUAAGCAUCAUUGCCAGGGAAAUCCUGGACUCUCGGGGAAACCCUACAGUGGAGGUGGACCUGAGAACCGAUAAAGGUCUGUUCAGGGCUGCGGUGCCCAGCGGAGCAUCCACAGGCAUCUACGAGGCUCUAGAACUCCGAGACGGAGACAAGAGCCGCUAUAAUGGCAAAGGUGUACUGAAGGCUGUCGGACACAUUAAUGACACUCUCGGGCCAGCCAUCAUUGCAUCUAUCAGAUUCCGAUCAGACGGGAUCAGAAUCAGAUCCCACCCCUGCACUUUUUAAACCAUGUUUUCUUUUCAUAUUUAAACCCCGUUUACUUAUAACAGGAGCUUUUAGAACAGCUGCUUCAAAUCUACCAAUGGCAGAGACACAAAAUCUCCUAUUAUCCAGGAGAUAAGUGUGGUGGAUCAGGAGAAACUGGACAACAUGAUGAUCGAAAUGGACGGCACAGAGAACAAAUCCCAGUUUGGUGCUAACGCCAUCCUUGGAGUGUCUCUUGCCAUCUGCAAGGCCGGUGCGGCAGAAAAAGGCGCCCCCCUGUACCGUCAUAUUGCUGAUCUGGCAGGAAACACAGAACUAGUGCUGCCAGUUCCUGCGUUUAAUGUGAUCAACGGAGGCUCACACGCUGGAAACAAACUGGCCAUGCAGGAGUUCAUGGUUCUUCCUGUGGGUGCGGAGUCUUUUCGUGAUGCGCUGCGGGUCGGAGCUGAACUUUACCAGACCUUGAAAGGUGUCAUCAAGGAGAAAUAUGGCCAGGAUGCCACCAAUGUCGGGGAUGAGGGAGGUUUCGCGCCAAAUAUCCUGGAGAACAGUGAAGCGCUCGAGUUGAUAAAGACAGCCAUAGACAAGGCCGGAUUCACAGAUAAAGUUGUGAUCGGGAUGGAUGUAGCAGCGUCUGAGUUUUACCGUGAAGGGAAGUACGACCUUGACUUCAAGUCGCCUCCAAAUGCAGACAGACACAUCAGCAGCGACGAGCUUCUAGAGAUCUACCAGACGUUCAUCAACGACUUUCCGGUGGUGUCCAUCGAGGACCCGUUUGAUCAGGAUGACUGGCCCGCUUGGACUAACAUGACAGGCUCGGUGGGGAUCCAGAUCGUUGGCGACGACCUGACUGUCACAAACCCAAAGAGGAUAGAGAAGGCAGCAGAGGACCGUGCGUGCAACUGCCUGCUGCUGAAGGUCAACCAAAUCGGCUCUGUCACAGAGGCCAUCCAAGCAUGUAAGCUGGCUCAGGCUAACGGAUGGGGUGUGAUGGUCAGCCACCGCUCCGGAGAAACAGAAGACACUUUUAUCGCUGAUCUAGUGGUGGGACUCUGCACUGGACAGAUAAAGACAGGAGCUCCAUGUAGAUCUGAGCGUCUCGCCAAAUACAACCAACUAAUGAGGAUUGAAGAGGAACUGGCCGAUCAGGCUCGAUUCGCCGGGCACAACUUCAGAAACCCCAGCGCUCUGUGAUAUCGACAUCAACACACUGAAAAAAAAAAAAUCACACAACUGACAAACAGAGUAUGUACUGCACUGAAGCGACCGACUACCCUUGACCAUCCCUUAAAUCAUUCAAAAACGCAUCAAAACAGCACUAUUUGCACUGAUAUACAAAACAGCGACACUUGAAAUACGUAUUUAAACAGAACUGGACUGCGGACAGGCUUGGAUAGACCAAAUAUUAUGCACAGGGGGAUCCUGGACAGACCAAACAUGAUUAUGCACAAGAGAAAGACCUGACAAGGAAAAUAAGGGUGGACAUGCAUGCGUACGAUUUAGAAAACAGACCUUGAGAUUAACUAGAUGGAUUUGAAUUUAGACGGAAUAAAGGUUUAUUUUAAUCAGGUGCAAUCUAUCAAUUUAAGCUUAAGAUUUAGAUGUGGAAAAUAUAUGUACAGUAAGAAUAUUGCAACAUAAUUAUGAGAUGAAUCCAAUGUAAUUUUUAUGGUUCAUUGCAUGAGAACUAGGCAAAAAAAUUCAUCGAUUUUUGAAAAAAAGAGAGGAUUUAAAAUGAAGUAGUUAGAGGAAUGUUUAUGAGGUGCAGGAUUCUGCCACAUGGAAUAGAUUUUGAGGUGUUCAGAUUUGUGGUUGAGAUUGUUAAACAUGUAAGGCUUUACUCUAAAGAAGAGUUUACGGAGUUCGCCCAGGGCAUUAGAUGCUUUUUAAUCAAACUUUCUCUUUCUUAUGCUGUUAUUUGUGUUCAUCUUUGACCCAAAAGCAUGCUGAGGAAAAACUGUUAUUCCAACAAAAUAAAAUAAAAUAAAAUAAAACAAAAUAAAAUAAAAUAAAAUAAAAAAGAAAUAUUUAUUAAAAAAAUAAAAUAUGCAAAUAAAAUAAAAAUUGACUUAAAUAUAAAGUGUUUUACUCAUUUCAGUACAAUAAAAAGUUAAAUAAUGUGUAGAAUGUUUAUUUCCAUAAAAAUUGCUUCAUUAUUUAAUACAUCAAAAAGUCUUUAUAUAUUUUUCUCACAGAGUCAAAAACAUGUCAUAAUAAAUGAUGUUAUUGUUGUCUGAAGCAUCAUAGAUCAAGACAGCCCCCAAAAAAUAAAUAAAUAAUAAUAAUAUAAAUAUAAUAAUAAAAUAAAGAUAUAUAGAAUAAAAAAAAGAGAAUGAAGCAAAAUGUAAGCUCACACAUCACUUCUAAUACUUGUGUGUAUAUAUAACAUAUAACAUAUAAAUUUUCAUACAUCUGCCUGAUUUUCUCAUGCAAUGACUCUUAAAAUGUACUUUGACCUUUUCUUUUACCCUGGAUCUUCAUUUCAAAGGGGAAGUGGAUCAUUUUUCGCCACUUUAUAUUAAAACAAUUGAGCCAUUAUUAGGUAUGAUUGUAAGCAAGCUCAUAAGCAUAUCUAGAACUUUGAGGGUAUUUAUUUUGAAUACAUUUAUUAUUGUUAUCCUUAUUAUUAUUAUUAUUAGCUUGCUCAACCAAUGGUGUGUUUGGGGGCGUGUCUACCUGUCCGGGUAGAUGCAAAAAUGAUGCACUUCUCCUGCAAAAUGACUGAUCUGAGUCCAGUUCUUUAGGAAGAAAGACAUAACGACCACAAUGACAGAUCUGAUUCAACAACUCGCACACAAACACACUCACUCACAUUUGUGUAGCAACGUUCCACCAACGCACACGACUCUGUGUUUCUUCCUUUUCUCGUUGUUUGAUUCGUCUCUUUCCCUUUGUGUGGUUAUGACUCGGCUUGUUCCCCCUUUCCUGAACUCCUUUUCCUCCCUGAUGACUUCUCUUUUCAUCAUUUUGUGGGAUUAUUGUGGCGAAAGAAAGAUGGAGGGUGAAAAAAACAUGACGAAUCUGUCAAAGAAUAGUGUUAAGGAAUAUUAAAUCUGUCAUUACUUUCGUCAGCA